AUGUUAUUCUCUCUUUGACAUUCAACGAGUAAGUUAAUUUUACGGAAGUUUGUAAAAUUCUUCACACGUCUACUCGAUUUGCCUCGCCUCCCCUCUUCGCUUCUCCUUUAUCGCCAUCUUCGCAACGAACAAAGUGACAAAAACACAACAAAAAAAAAGAACAAUAACAAACGAAAGAAUUUCAUCAUCAACGCGAGAAGAGCACGACUAUCUUCUAUCUCGCUGCAGCGAAAUAGUUAAAUAAUUUGAAAAAUAUUAAGUAAUAAAAUACGAAACGGCAUUAUUUUUGAGACAAGAAUAAUCGGCAGUGUUUUGGUAGAACUUUUUGUUGUUUGCACUAAAUCGAAAUUCGUAGGAAUAUUAUUUGCUAACGUGGCCUUUAAAAUUCGGUCAACCGUGUGAGUAGAGCAUAUAAAAAUUCAGUGAAAACACCAUUUGUUUACUAUGUGUGCCAAGCUUUUCCGCCCGCCACCACCACCCCCUUUUGAAAACCAACCACCACACUCCCUCUCCUUUAUCGAUUUGCAUUUCGCACAGAGAAAUUGCUGGCCCUAAAUAACUGGCUCUGGAAUUUAAUGAAACUUUUAUAUAUUUGGCCACCUAACUCACGUGCAAACCAUACUGAAAUACAUGCACAUGAAUACCCACAAAUUGAGCAGGGUCUAAGCUUUUUGUCACUAAUCAAUCACUGGGUAUUUGCAUUUUAUAAAUAUGUUUUCUAACACCUGAAAACCAAGUACAUUUCGGCCGACAAGUCGCAGAAUCAGGGCUAAAAAGCCAUUACAUAUGUGGUUACGGUUACGGUUGUGAUUUCUCCCCAAAUAAUGCCAUCCAUUUUUACUUCCACGAACAACACAAAUUGCAACACACUUUAUCCUGCGGAUUCAACAACUAUAAUUACAUCUACAAAUUGCGUUCUUUGUGAUACGAACGAUAAUGACGAUGACGACGAUCUGUGGGAUUAACUCGGCCUGGAACUGAACGAUGGAUCUAGCAGAUCAAAUCGAUGACUAUAUCUGUUCGUUCGAGGGACUUGGUGACUUAACAAUGGACUCCCUGGCCAUCUUCAUUUUCCUGUGGGCCGUUCUGGCCCUCUUCUCCGUGUGGCUAAUCAAGCUGCUCUACCACAAGUAUCUCAACAAGGACAAGUCGGCCAGUGCGGCCAACAGUCGCCAGACGAGCGUGGCCCCCACAUCCGGAUCACCCACGUCCGUCGCCGGCAAGACGGAGAAACGUCUCUCGGAGCCGCGCGAUCUCCUGGCCACCAAGAGCAAGGUUGAAGGCUUGGACUUAUCCAAGCCUCUGGCCGGCGCAUCCGGUGGCCGAGGACGUUCAUCAGCAUCGCCAUUGAAUACCGCUGGUGCAGCUGCCGGCGGUCCACGUCGUCGGGUGGUGCGUCAGAGUUCCACUGGGCCAGAGAAUCGCAAGAAGCGCUAUGUCCCACCGCCAUCGAAUGUCGUGGGUCCAGAAACGAGCUCCGUCACCUGGACCAGCCAAGUGUUUCGCUGGCUUUAUAGCGACCUGGUCAUCGUCAACGAGCUGCUCAUGUCCUGGGUAAUCGCCAUCAACGACACGCUGCGCAAGUCUGUGGAGGAGCAUGGAGUGGCCGUUGAAGUGGUUCGAGUGCUACCCGACAGUCCUGCCCCCGGAUUGAAUAAUAUAUUUUGUAAUUGCGAUGAAAACAAUCCCGCUGAUAUGCUCAUCACCUUUGACUGCGAUGCAAUGCCGGUGUUGCAGGUGAAGACCUUCCGCCAAAAGUCGGGCAAGGUGGAGACCUCCCACUACAAGGUCACCGUGUCUAGGUUCCGCGCCCGUAUGGCCAUUCCCAUGAACUACAACAGCCUCAAGGGUGAGAUGCGAGUCGAGGGCUAUCCGGAUGUUCGCAUCGCGAUGAACAGCGUGGGUGCCAUCAAGGCAAUGGAUCAGGAUGAACAGCAAUUGCAGACGGUGAUCAGCGACAUCCUGACGACGGCUUUGCGCGACACCAUCUAUCCGGUGGACUUCUCCAUUUACUCCACCUGUCCAAGGGCCGAAGUGGAGCCCCUGGACCUGCCCCACAACAUGGAGCAGCACAUGGGUGGCGUGGGAUUGAGGGAUUCGCAACACAUGGUUUCCGGCCGUCGGCUGCUGGUGAAGAUCGUCAAGGGCGAUGGAAUAAGGGAUGCCCAGAAUCCCUACGUGGUCAUCGAGAUGGACGAGCCGGCCCAGAAGAAUCAGACGGGUACUCAGCGCGGCGGCAAACCCUUCUGGGAUGAGCACUUCCUCUUUGAACUCUCCCCUCAAUCAGCUGAGAUCCUGUUCGAGGUGUAUGACCAUCCGGUGAUUGCCUCAGAUCCGCCCAAGUUUCUGGGUCUCGGCCUGGUUGGAAUCGAUGAGCUGGCCGUUGGACCCGCAUCCACUCAACUGUUGCAGCUGCAACCACGCCCCUAUGAGACGCAGCCCGUUUCGGGAGCCAUCACCGUGGACUUUGUGUUCAUUGAGGGUGCCGAAAUCCCGGCGGGCGCACGUCCACAGCGUCUCAAGGAGGCACUGCGUCUCAGCACACCGGCCAUUAACGAACACAUCCGAAAUGGAGCAGAUCUAGCGGAUGCAGCCGUAAGAGCUCUGCAGGAUGGAGCGCUCUCGAGCAGCGGAAGUGGCGGACAACCCAGCAAGAGCACUUUGAUCAUCCACAGUGUGCAGCGGAAUUCAAGCAGCCCGAAUGCAUUUAAGGUCGAGUUGAAUAGAGAUGGCCAAAUCGAGGUGACCGAUACGGCGACGGAAUUGGAUCAGGCAGUGGCUCAGGCAUUCGAACGUGCCGCCAAUGAGGCACAAACCGAACUUGAGCUGGAGCUGGCCAAGGAGGAGAAGUCCAGCCAGCUGGGUGAGCCUCUCAUCGAUUCAGGUAAUGGCACCGUCAACGAGGAAAGCACCGCUGAGUUUGGCCAGCCCAAUGCCGCCUCAUCGCCCAAUGGCAGUAGUUACCACAACAACUAUAGCCUCAAUGGCAAUGGUAACUCGAAUGGCGCCGGUUCGGGCGGAUAUAACAGUCUGCCACGAAACGGUGGUGCCCAGCAGCUGGCUCAGCAAUCCGGAUUAUUGGAGGGCCAUGACGUGGUCGAUGAUCGCGGGCGCAGCAAAAAACGACCACGCAUGGGCAUUGGUCACUCCAUCACCGACCACUCACGUCGCUCCUCAAUUUCAGAAUCCUCGGCCAUCUCAGGCUUUUCCUCGGCUAGCAAUAAAACCUACGUGCACGAGGCCUCCACCCUGGUGCUGGAGACCAUCGAGAAUGGCAUAAAGCGCCACUUCAUUGUGCCUUUGGCCAUCGCCCAGAGACCGCGCUGGCGUCGCAAGGGCACCAAGCUGCACAUCUACAACGAUCACACCUUCAUCGCCAAGCAUUUGAGCGGAAGCGGUCUGCAGUGCUCCAUCUGUAUGAAGUCCAUCCCGCGGAGGCCCGGAAAGCAGGGCUACGAGUGUCGCGACUGCCAGCUGAUUAGUCACAAGCAGUGCCACAUACGGGCACCACAAGCAUGUCCCAAUCCCACGGUGCUCUCCAUGGAACUAACUAAACUCAAUUCAGCGGCGGCAGAUCGCAGCAUACGGAAGCUGUGAAUAUGGGGAAUACCCUGGAAUCCAAGCCAGACAGCCCCAAGCCGAGAAACCUUAAUCGAAAUAAUACCCUAGUUACAUAGAAGUGAAGGAAGGAGCUGUGCUAACCAUCUUCUUCUGCUAUGGAACAUCUCGAUACAUUUUACGUUAUUUAUUUAUACACUCACGCGAACACACACAUGUGCAAUAAGUUCUUUGGAUUCGUUUUUAACCCAUUUCUCCGUGUCAACGUGCUCGAGCCCUUUGAUAUUUUGUAUUUUCUACAAACACGAAUAAUAAUUGUACAAAAUAAAAGUGAAUUAGGGUUUUUUUUUUAAAUUAAACAACAAAUUCGGUGAAUCAAUAAAGUUGUGAUCACU
Molecule: messenger RNA, 3953 nt
Organism: Drosophila melanogaster (fruit fly)
Lineage: Eukaryota; Metazoa; Arthropoda; Insecta; Diptera; Drosophilidae
Exons: 16
Coding region: 985-3597 (870 amino acids)
Molecular function (GO): diacylglycerol binding
Source: RefSeq, marked reviewed